This is a messenger RNA of Phragmites australis (common reed), 838 nucleotides long. RefSeq names its product calmodulin-2/4-like. The record is from RefSeq and is a predicted model, not a curated record. The coding region runs from base 108 to 656 and encodes 182 amino acids. NCBI's taxonomy places the organism in Eukaryota, Viridiplantae, Streptophyta, Magnoliopsida, Poales, Poaceae. The transcript is spliced from 3 exons. Gene Ontology annotation, molecular function: calcium ion binding; enzyme regulator activity.
GCAUCGUCUCCCCGUCUCGCGCGGCGCACAAACGCGCACGCCACUGGCCAUUGACGCUUCGCUCGUAACCUUCCAGCUUCGCUCGUUUUCUCGAAGCUUCCGUCGCCAUGGUGGACCAGCUCAGCGAAGAGCAGAUUGCGGAGUUCAAGGAGGCCUUCAGCCUCUUCGACAAGGACGACAACGGAUAUAUCAGCACCAAGGAGCUCGGGACCGUGAUGCGCUCCCUUGGCCAGAACCCCACUGAGGCCGAGCUGCAGGACAUGAUCAACGAGGUGGACGCCGACGGCAACGACACCAUCGACCUCCAGGAGUUCCUGAACCUGAUGGCCCGGAAGAUGAAGGACACCGACUCGGAGGAGGAGCUCAAGGAGGCGUUCCGCGUGUUCGACAAGGACCAGAACGGGUUCAUCUCCGCGGCCGAGCUCCGCCACGUGAUGAGCAACCUCGGGGAGAAGCUGACGGACGAGGAGGUGGACGAGAUGGUCCGCGAGGCAGACGUGGACGGCGACGGACGGAUCAACUACGAGGAGUUCGUCAAGGUCAUGAUGGCCAAACGGAGGAACACGAGGACAGAGGAGAAGCCGGCGCGCGGCAAGAAGAAGGCGGGGUCGUCCGUGGACGCAGGCAAGCGUCCCCAUAAAUGCGCGAUCCUGUAAGCUGCAAUCGCCCGGUGAUUCGCUGGUGGUGGAUCGAGGCGUGCGUACGUCGGUGUAGCUGUGCCAGACGCGGGAGCCUCCUACAGGUCUGUUGAUGUAACUGUAACGUAUCAUCAGAUGAUACGCGCUCUGUAAAACUACUGGAGAGGAAUAACACUGCAACUUCUGCGUUGCAUUGCGUC